AAAAGUGACAUUUUGGCCAAAUAAGUUGCCGGUGUGAGGAAAACAGGAAAAAUGUUUCAUUAACGGGCUGUAUCUGUUUUUAGAUUUGCGAACGAGAAGCAACAAUUCGUCGUGGUAAACUGGCGGAGCUGAUUUAAGAUCCAUAUAUUCUUCAAACUUAGGAUCCAGAAAUUGCGCUCUUCAGAUCUCUCAAUGGCUUUUAUGGCCGUACUGGAAUCUGAUUUACGCGCCCUCUCAGCUGAAGCCAGAAGAAAAUAUCCAGCUGUAAAGGACGGAGCCGAGCACGCUAUAUUAAAGCUUCGGUUACUUUCUGAUCCCAGUGAGAUUACACAGAAUGAUGACAUACUGCGGAUAUUUUUGCUAGCUUGUGAAGUCAAGUCCGUUAAACUGAGUGUCAUAGGCCUUUCAUGCCUCCAGAAAUUAAUUUCACAUGAUGCCGUUGCACCUACUGCACUGAGGGAGAUUCUUAUCACACUGAAAGAACAUGCUGAUGUGAACGAUGAAAGUGUGCAGCUAAAGACACUACAAACCAUAUUGAUAAUAUUUCAAUCACGCUUACAUCCAGAAGAUGAGGAUAACAUGGCAAUGGCACUGGGUAUCAGUCUCAGGCUCUUGGAAAACAGCCGAUGUCCAGAUAGCGUCCGCAACACUGCAGCAGCAACUUUACGACAAGCUGUGGCCUUGAUUUUUGAUCGUGUUUUAUUGGCUCAGUCGUUACCUAUCACAAAGGUUGGCUCAAAUAGACGUGUGUCUCGGACUAACUCUGUUCCGGGUGAUGUUAGCCGAAAUAUAAGUGCGACAGUACCUCUGGAGAGUGAUAUAGGCCCUGGAAUAUCAUCUUCAUCCAAAGAGAAUUUAACUCAAGCAGGAAAGCUUGGCCUUCGGCUUUUUGAAGACCUGACAGCAUUUGCUGCAGGUGGAUCUGCUACGUGGUUGCGUGUUGCUGCUCUACAGAGAACAUUUGCAUUGGAUAUCCUAGAGUUUGUUCUUUCAAACUAUGUAUCAGUUUUCAGAACCUUGUUGCCAUAUGAACAGGUUUUGAGGCAUCAGGUAUGCUCUUUGCUGAUGACUUCACUGCGGGCUACAGGCGAGCUUGAAGGUGAAGCAGGCGAGCCAUCUUUCCAUCGCCUUGUCUUACGAUCAGUAGCACAUGUUAUUAGACUAUACAGCUCAGCUCUUGUAACUGAAUGCGAGGUUUUUCUAAGCAUGCUGGUUAAAAUUACAAGUCUUGACUUGCCACUGUGGCAUCGCAUUAUGGUGCUUGAAGUUUUGAGGAGUUUCUGUGUUGAAGCAAGGAUUCUGCGUCUUCUUUUUCAAACUUUUGACAUGAAACCAGGCAACACAAAUGUAGUGGCUGGGAUGAUCAAAGCACUUGGGCAAGUGGUUACUAAUGUGCAGAUUCCAGAUGCUAGUGAGGAGAGCUUAGCUGCUGUUGCUGGUAUGUUUAGCAGUAAAGCAAAAGGUGUUGAGUGGAGUAUGGACAAUGAUGCUACCAAUGCAGUGGUGGUUGCGAGUGAGGCACAUGCAAUCACAUUAGCAGUUGAAGGGUUGUUAGGAGUGGUUUUUACUCUGGCCACACUGACAGAUGAAGCUGUUGAAUGUGGUGAGUUGGACUCUCCAAGAUGUGAGAGUAGCUCACUGACAACUAUGUUUGAAGGGGAACUUGCUUCCCUAUGCAUUGCAAUGGUAAAUGCAGUGUGGCGAGUUAUUCUAGAUGCUUUGUCUCUUAUCUUGUCCAGGUCCCAAGGUGAGGCAAUUGUGUUGGAGAUACUGAAAGGCUAUCAAGCAUUCACUCAGGCAUGUGGGGUUCUUCGUGCCGUGGAACCAUUAAAUGCAUUUCUUGCAUCUCUUUGCAAAUUUGCAUUAACCACUCAAAAUGAUUCAGAUAAGAGAAGUAUUACUGGCACCUUACCAUCUCCUGGGUCAAAACGUAGUGAAUUUGUUGAUCAACGAGACAGUGUUAUUCUUACACCAAAGAAUGUGCAGGCUUUGAGAACUCUUUUUAACAUAGCACACCGGUUGGAUAAUGUUUUGGGCUCAUCGUGGGUGUUGGUUCUGGAGACAUUGGCAGCAUUAGAUCGCAUUAUUCAUUCUCCACAUGCUACUACACAGGAAAUUUCUUCUGCUGUUCCAAGGCUCACAAGAGACACAAGUAGCCAAUAUAGUGACUUUAACAUCUUAUCUUCUCUUAAUUCUCAACUAUUUGAGAGUUCAGGUUUAAUGAGCACGUCAGCUGUAAGAUCUCUUCUAGCAGCACUGUGCCAGUUGUCCAAUGAGUCCUUGACUGGAGCAACCAGUGGUCUGGGUCAGACUGCAGCUGUCAACACAAGUCCUCUAGGAACCUCAGUGGCCGCAACAAUACCGCAAACAGCAAAUAAGAUUUUUUCUGUGGAAAGGAUGAUAGCUGUGCUUGUGAACAAUCUGCAUAGAGUUGAGCUUCUUUGGGAACAGGUUAUUGCUCAUUUUAUUGAGCUGGCAGAACAUGGGACUUCACAAGUAAGAAAUGUGGCACUUGAUGCAAUAGAUCGCUCUAUUUGUGCUGUUUUAGGAUGUGCAAAGUUUCAGAAAGAAUCUCUGCUAGUUUCUCCCAUACACUCUCAAGUUCAAAGUGAAACAAAAUAUGAGCAACAUGAGUUAAAUUCAGAAGUUACCAACACAACAAAGGACUCUAAAUUUGGGACUGUUGCACAUGAAUUACAUUCAGAGCUCAAAACAUUCGAAUGUAUUGUUAUUCUACCUCUAAAAUCAUUGUACAGUGAUAUUCAAAAUGCUGAAGUUCGUGCUGGUGCACUGAAAAUUUUAUUACAUGUUCUAGAGAGGCAUGGUGACAAACUAUACCAUAGUUGGCCAAGCAUUUUGAAUAUGUUAAGGUCAGUUGUAAAUGCAUCAGAGAAGGACCUUAUACCGUUGGGAUUUCAGUGUGUUCGUGUCAUCAUGAAUGAUGGGCUUCUUGCAGUCCCUGCACAUUGUCUUGACAUAUGUAUAGAUGUGGCUGGAGCAUAUGGUGCACAAAGGAUGGAUAUCAAUAUAAGCUUGACUGCAAUAGCACUACUGUGGACAACAUCAGACUUUUUUGCAAGGGGCGUGAAUUAUGAGCACCCGGAGAUCCAGGAAAUAGGGCGGAGGGUAAGUGGCAUUGGUGCACAACUAAGUCCAAAAUUUCAAGAGCAGUCUUCUGAUGAAUAUGGGAAAACUAGCCCAGCUUCUGAUAUGCCGAUUGGAGACCUUGAAAAGAUAUCUUCCAUGAGUUCCGAAAUGAACUUUGACCAAUUAUUAUUAUCUGUAUUUGGGGUGCUAAAAUCUCUUGGAACGGAUGAGAGACCAGAGGUCAGGAUUUCAGCCAUUCGAACUCUCUUCCAAUCUCUUAGCAGUCAUGGGCAUAAGUUAUCAACUGAUAUGUGGGAGCAUUGCCUUUGGAGACUUGUGUUUCCUCUUCUUACAGAUGUACGGCAUUUGGCUGCAACUUCUUCAAAAGAUGAGUGGCAGGGAAAGGAAUUAGGUAUGCGUGGGGGAAAGCCAGUCCACAUGCUUAUUCAUCACAGCCGUAAUACUCAACAAAAACAAUGGGAUGAGACUUUGGUGCUGGUGUUAGGUGGAAUGAGUCGUCUGUUACGGCCUUUCUUCCCUUUUCUGCGAACCCUAGACAAUUUCACAACAGGUUGGGAGUCAUUGCUGAUUUUUAUUCAAGAAAGCAUCUUAGGUGGGAGCAAAGAGGUUGCACUUGCAGCAAUUAACUGCUUACAAACUGUACUGCUUGCUCACUGUUCGAAGGGGACUAUGCCUGCGGAUUAUUUCAAAUCAGCAUUUUGUGUUUUUGAAACUGCUCUACAAAAAGGUGCUGAGUACCAAAGUAGAGAUACCAGUAAGGUUAAGCAAGAACUAUUGCGUAGUCUGGGUGAAUUGUAUGUUCAAGCAUUCAAUAUGUUUGAUGCUACUCUCUAUCUCCGUUUGUUAGAGCUGGUUGAUCUGAUGGCUAGGCAUCCAAAAAGUAUAACUGGUAGCAUUGUGAUGGACCAUGGAAGCCUUCCCCCAGUUCAACGAACAGUAUUGGAGGUACUGCCUAUGCUUAAGCCAAAGGAUGGGAAAUUGUCUUCUAUGUGGCCAAGUCUUUUUAGAAAAAUGCUAUCUUAUCUUCCAGGAGCUCAAGCCCACUUUGGUGAUGGCUUUGUUGCACCGGAUGUCAACAGUACUUCGAGAGAACAACCUAGAAGUGUUUUCAAUGAUAGUAAUGCAGAAAUUACAUCUGCACAUGGUAAUGGACAAAGUGUGUCUAGUGCACAGUCAAAACCUACAGAUUUGAAAGUGGUUUCUAAGGAAACAUUGAAGUCAGGAGGUUCAAUUUCUCCUAGUAAUGUUUCUAAGAAUUCUCUGACUAAAGAAAAAUUUCCUAUUUCUGAAUUAAGUGCUGCUCCUGAGGAAGAGAUGUCUAAUCAAGUCUCAAGUCCGCUAUUUGCUGAGGGGAUAAUUACUGUCCUUGUUGAUCUAUAUUUGUUGGCUCCUCCAGUAGAUAAAAUGGACAUUUCACCUGAACUAAUUGCAGCACUUGGAAGAUGCAUGGCAACAAGGAGAGACCUUCCAGAGGGCUCGCUAUGGAGGACUUCUGUGGAGGUUUUCAAUCGUAUUUUGAUAGAGGACAUCACCAGUCUGCAGUCUAAUUCAGAAUGCUUGCGGACACAGGUUGAUUUACAUGGUAGUGGACUGGGAAGACCUCGCUUUUGGAAAGAAGUUGCAGAUGCAUAUGAAACUUUUCUUGUUGGUUGCUGUGGACGUGUUUUCUCUUCUGAGCUUGUACCAUCUGUAACUCUAAAAGCUGAUGAAUCUAUUGAAGCAACCGUUCUAGAUGUCUUAUGUAAUAGGCUUCUUAAGUCAUGCAUAGAUGCCCCCAUGGAGGUUCUUCAAAGAUUAGUCUCGACUUUGGAUCGUUGUGCAUCCCGUACAUCUAGUUUACCAAUUGAGAGUGUUGGACUUUUACCUGCUCAUUGCAGCAGGUUCUCUAUCACCUGUUUAAAGAAAAUUUUUUCACUUUGCAGUUACGAAUUUGGAACCCAUUGGGAUACUUCAAGAUUGACAAUUAGUCAAAUUGCACUCCCUGUUCUUACAAGCAGAUGCGAUUUUAUAAUACAUCAAUUUGUUACAGAUGAAAAUGAUUCUGGUGAAACUCCACUACCACCAGUAAGGGUAGAAGAAUUGAUUUAUGUACUCCAGGAAUCAGCAAGACUUGUUCUGCACCCAAGCACAGCCUCUGUCUUGGAGAUACCAAUAGUAGUAAACAAAGGGGCACGGAGUAAAACUGGUGAAGUGGAGCGUACUCAUUUACUUAUACUUUUGCCAACUCUUUGUGAACUUGUUGUUUGCAGGGAAUCAAGGGUGCGUGAGCUUGUCCAGGUAUUGUUGCGAUUGAUUAGCACUGAACUUGGGCUUGGUAAACAGUGAUUUUGAUACCCUGAUUUUUAUCCAAAGCUAGGCAUUUCAUUCACCUCAGCUAGGACUGUCAUUUCUCUCUGUGAGAAAUUUUAGCUCCAUUCGGUUUCUUAUCAUUAAUUGCAGAGGAAAAUAGUUUUGUAUUGGUAAGUUUAUUAUUCUCUUGUAGUGACGUCAAUUUGAGCUAUAUAUAAACGAAAUCUGCCUUUAUACUGAAAGACCUUGAGGUGCUUUGUAUCAUAUAAAUUGUAUAGAGGCGCAGCCUUUGCAACACUGGAAUUGGAUAGUUCAUAUUGGCUUUUGAAUAUGUUUCAAUAUGGCAAUUAUCAUGUUUAUGUGGUCUGCUUCAA
Messenger RNA from Cryptomeria japonica (Japanese cedar), 5771 nucleotides. RefSeq lists its product as uncharacterized. The record is from RefSeq and is a predicted model, not a curated record. The coding region runs from base 193 to 5433 and encodes 1746 amino acids. NCBI's taxonomy places the organism in Eukaryota, Viridiplantae, Streptophyta, Pinopsida, Cupressales, Cupressaceae. The transcript has 42 exons.